Cloeon dipterum is the source of this 1057-nucleotide messenger RNA. Its product is annotated as trypsin-1-like. Gene Ontology annotation, biological process: proteolysis. Gene Ontology annotation, molecular function: serine-type endopeptidase activity. NCBI's taxonomy places the organism in Eukaryota, Metazoa, Arthropoda, Insecta, Ephemeroptera, Baetidae. The transcript is spliced from 6 exons. The record is from RefSeq and is a predicted model, not a curated record. The coding region runs from base 45 to 920 and encodes 291 amino acids.
UUAAAGCGCAAAUUUUCCUCCAGUUUGCAACCUGUUGCGAAAAGAUGAAGCUGCUUUUGUGCGCGCUGGCGAUCUUCGCCCUCAGCGACGCGUUCGUGCAAAAAGAUUUGCUGAUUCCACCUCAGAGUGCGGUUGCCAGGGCUUUCAACAACAGACUAGAGGAGAGAGUGCUUGGCGGCACUCAAGCCAGCAUCAAUGAGUUCCCGUACAUGCUUGCGAUCAUCUCCAGUAAAAGCACAUCGGGCGAAAACGACGGCUUCUGCGGUGGAUCCUUGAUUUCGAGCCAAUACAUCAUCACGGCUGCUCAUUGCCUCAAACAGUACACUGUUCACCACGCCAUCUUGGGCACACUCCGACCCUUGGAUACAGCCAGCGCUGGUUACACGAAAAUUGUGAUUUCCGCCAAAAAGCCGCACGAGGGCUUCACUUACUCCCUCCUGGACAACGACAUUGCUCUGCUCACUCUGGCGACCAGUGCUCCCACCGGCGUUGCAAACAUCAGACCAGUUUUGCUCCCGCGCAGAAGCUUCGACGCUGUCAAUCUCGUUGGCAGAUCUGGUCUCCUGACCGGAUGGGGAAAGAUCAACGAUGAUCCUGGCACCUACCUGAGCUCGAAUCUGCUGAAGGUCAGCGUGCCCAUCGUCGAGAACACCAUCUGCCGCGGCGACUACGGCUCGGUCUACAUAAAUGACAAGAAGGUUUGCGUCGACACCGACGGAGGAGCUAUUGGCGCUUGCCACGGUGAUUCCGGUGGUCCGCUGACCUACUACGACACCGUCAACAAGGAAACCGUCCAAAUCGGCGUGAUGAACUUUGGCUCUAGUUCCGGUUGCCAAUCUGGCUUCCGCACCGUCUACACCAGAGUCACCAACUACACCCAAUGGAUCGCCAACAAUGGCGGACCAGCAGUCAGAACUUAACCUUCUAAUAUGCUAAUAGAUAUUUAUAUAUUGUCUUCAAACUAUAUCUUUUCUCAGAAUGCAACUCCUUAUAUACAUAUAUAUUUUAGCGGAGGUAACGAAAAAGCAAUAAAUUUCAGGAAUUUUUAACCAACCAA